Messenger RNA from Strongylus vulgaris, 813 nucleotides. The record is from the annotation of a GenBank genome assembly. NCBI's taxonomy places the organism in Eukaryota, Metazoa, Nematoda, Chromadorea, Rhabditida, Strongylidae.
AUGGACAUUGUCGAAGAGUUCAAUAGCGAUCCACUUCCGAAUCGGACGGAUACACGAAGUGCCAACGAAAUGUGCGGCAACCAUUCAGUUCUUUUUUGCAUACCACCACUGAAGAAUUUCGAAGCGGAGUUUCGGAUAGCGCCGAGGUACAAAAUUUCAACGUGUGUGGUUCAAAAGAGCAUGUCAACCGUGAUGACCGCAAUUUUUUGCUUGUUGUUCGAUGAAGAUGGCUUCCGACAAAGCGGACGAGAACUGCUCAAGGAGACCAAGCGUAAGAGUAACGAAGAUGGCUGGAUGCAUACAAUGGUCACUCGCGAUCCUGUAGAUCGCUUUUUAUCAGGAUUUGUUGACAAAUGUGUUAGGGCACAUAUGCCUGGAGAGUACUGUAAUGGCUGCAAAGCGAAUAUGACGUGUUUUAUAAUUAAAGAAUACGAACGUAUGAUUGCAGAGGUGAACAAAGAUCGCUUCACUCGGACGUACGAAGAUAGACAUUUUUUUCCACAGAAUUGGCGCUGCGAGUUGUUCAAAAAUCCCCAUCGCGUCUUUAUCCGUUAUUCCUCAAAUGCUACAGACACUCUGCUAGAUGAUCUCUUCAAAAUUUUCUCACAACAGAAGGUUGAGAACUCAACUCUUGACUUCAUACGCAAUGAACUCACCUCAGGUCGAACUCCACAUAGCACAAUCCAGUCUUAUGCAAGAAAUUUCCUUGAGGAAAGGUUACGUAGCAAUGGCUUUCUCAUGGAAUAUAUUGUACGGAUGUUUUACCACGAUUUUAAGAUACUUCAUUAUGAAUUACCAAAUGGAUUUAAAUAA